This is a messenger RNA of Dentiscutata heterogama, 376 nucleotides long. The record is from the annotation of a GenBank genome assembly. Lineage: Eukaryota; Fungi; Glomeromycota; Glomeromycetes; Diversisporales; Gigasporaceae.
GCGUCGUGUCUUUGAUCAUUUGGUCAUUGCAAAUGAUAAUGGCGAAGGUGGCCCUUUCGCCCUAUAUUCAUUAUUGAUAAGACAUUCUGGACUCUCUAUAGGUGCAGAGGCUCCGAGAUUAGAUGAUAUAAAUAUAAUAAAUUACAAAAGCGAGUCAAUAAUUGGAGUUCCGAACUUUAUCGAACGUAGUAAAUUCAUACAAAACUUGUUAAUAAUAGUUGUCAUGCUUAGUUCUUCAUUGUUAAUAAGUGAUGGCAUGUUAACUCCUGCUAUAUCGGUAAUUUCGGCCAUUGAGGGGUUUGUAAUUCCCUUGGAAAAAAUGGAUAAUAUAGGAGACGAAGAAUUAAAAAUGAUUACUAUUUUCACGAGCUGGUAA